CUCCAGCGCGGCGACGGCUCCACCCUCAGCUUCCGGGAGGCUCCCCGGCUGGUGACGACCAUGAUGGGCACAGGCACGCAGCGCCCCAUCGUCUGCCGCCACUGCUCGGGACUGGCGCAGGAGGCCCAGCUGCUCACGCCCACCAGCCUCGCCUCGGGUCCCGACGGCUCGGUGUUCGUCGGGGAUUUCAACUUGGUCAGGAGGAUCACGCCCGAGGGACUGGCCUACACGCUCCUUCAGCUGAGCGCCACCCAGGUCUCCUACGGGUACCACAUCGCCGUGUCUCCCGCCGACGGCCAGGUCUACGUCACUGACCCGGAGAAGUACAAGGUUGUUCGAAUCCUCUCCCUCACCGACGUCACAGAACCGAGCACGAAUUCGGAGACGGUGGCAGGGAAUGGCGAGCGGUGUAUCCCAGGCGACGAGCGCCACUGCGGCGACCGCGGCCCCGCCCACAAGGCCCGCCUGGCGCACCCGAAGGGCCUCGCCAUCGCCGCCGACCGCACCAUGUACAUCGCCGACGGCACCAACAUCCGCAUGGUGGACCCCAAGGGCAUCAUCCAGACGCUGAUCGGGCACCACGGCCACAAGACGCGCUGGCGGCCGCUGCCCUGCACGGGGGCGCUGCCGGCGAGCCAGGUGGAGCUGCAGUGGCCCACGUCCCUGGCCCUCUCGCCCCUCGACGGCUCGCUCCACGUUCUGGACGACCACGUGGUCCUGCAGGUGACCAGCGACGGCUCUGUGCGUGUCAAGGUGGGCUCGCCACUGCACUGCCCGGCCGCCAAGGACAAGCCGGCCGUCGGAACCAUCACCGGUAUGUCCUUCGCGCCCUCCGGCUCCCUCUUCCUGACGGAGGAGGACGCCCACAAGCAGCACUCCGUCCUCGAAGUCACUCCGGCCAACAAGAUCAAGCACUUCGCGGGCGCCAAACCGGACUGCGGGUGUUCGGAGGAGAACGAUUGCUCCUGCCCGGCUGAUAAGAUCCCCCUCUCCACCACCAUCGUCCUCGGGCCGCUCUCCGCCAUCACGGUCUCUCCUGACGGGGUUAUCCACGUGGCAGACCAGCAGGCGCUCAGAAUCCUCAGCUUCGUGCAUUACCUGCCACCUGACGAUCAGAAUGGGGACUAUCAGGUCGCCUACCCACGGACCAACGAACUGUACGUGUUCAACCGCCACGGACACCACGUGGAGACUCGGGACCUCGUGACCGGAAGGACGCUUUAUUCCUUCCUUUACUCGAAGAACACUUCCUUCGGUCGUCUUUCCAAGGUCACGGACUCGUCGGGUAACAAGGUCAUGUUCCUGAGAGACUACACUUCCGCCGUUAGCCAGAUCGAGAACACGAUGGGAGAGAAGUUCGCCUUCCGCAUCAGCCGCCUGGGCCUUAUGACGAGGUUCUCUGAGCGCCCUGGGAGGUUCUACGAGUUCACGUACGACGAGGACACUGGUCUCCUGGUCGCCUCCUCUUCGCCAGGCCGUCUAACGUAUGUCUAUGAGUAUGACGAAACCGGGCGCUUGGUUACCGUCGUAGCGCCCACGGGUACGCGUGUGGGCGUAGACUCGUGGAUGGGCGGCGAGGACACCCAGCGCAGCCUCAGUGUGGGCGUGGGAGGCAGUCAGGGAGAAAAGAACGCCCACAUUCUCACCCUUACUGGCAACGCCCGUGCUGUCUUCACCCAGAGUGGGUCAGUGUCGUACCACACCCAGCACGACCAUUAA
This is a messenger RNA of Penaeus indicus, 1719 nucleotides long. Its product is annotated as teneurin-a-like. The record is from RefSeq and is a predicted model, not a curated record. Lineage: Eukaryota; Metazoa; Arthropoda; Malacostraca; Decapoda; Penaeidae. The transcript is spliced from 9 exons. Bases 61 to 1719 code for a protein of 552 amino acids. Gene Ontology annotation, biological process: motor neuron axon guidance.